UGGUCCCUGUGAAAAAUGCACAACCGUCUCCCCUCUGACAAUAAUGCACUGCGGACAUAAAACAAGUCUGUGCACCACUUUAAAUGCAUACUAUAUAUAGUGGCACAUGAACAACCCACAAAGCCCCAUGCCAUCUCUGUUUGUCCGUUAUUAAACUUCAAUAAAUCUGCAGCUUGGGAAUAGGCAAUUUUGCCAAAAAAUUACAGCUGCAUGAAAAGUGUUCAUCCUGUAACCUGUGGACAUUGGCUUAUCUUCUAGGUGACAGUAGCUGUGAAACUUCGUUUUAUGACCAUGACUGGCAUUAUAGUUUUGAUGUUCCAUGACAAAAAAUGCCAGCAAGUUUUAUGGGAAAGUUGCAAAAUGGCGGAAGGCCAAGUUGCUCUGAGAGAAGAAAGUUGGUCCGCAUUGUUGCUUCUGAGAUCCUGGAAGUCAGCAAAUGUCCAGCAAAAAAACAUGUAUCAGAAAUAGCCCGACAAAUGGUGAUUGCAUACCCAAAGUCUUUCAGAGAUGAGAUUAAUUCCCAGGUUGUAGGAAGUGGAUAUGAUUCUCUCCUCAAACAACUGGUGUGUAGAAUUGACAAUUUGAAAAGAGCAAAAGCUAUUAGUAUACCACUUUGUGGUACUCUAGAAGUAUCAACAAAGAAACAAAAAUUGUUAUAUGGUUGUAUAAAUUCUGAUCCACAACUGCUAGUUGGAGAAACAUCUGAAUUGCAGCAGGAAAAGAAAGAGAAGUUGGUAGUAAUGUUUCAAAAUAAUGAAAGUGAUGUAAAGACAAUCUAUGACUUAAUGACUUCUACAUACACCCCUCAAAGAAACAGCAUCCAAUCUGGAAAGGAAACCAAAGAUUUACUUGAUGAGUGGCCAUAUCUUUUUCAGCCAGCAGGAAUGAAAGCACACUUUAAAGAGCUCACUGGCAUUGACAUAAACAACAGCUUUGAAGAAUCUGCUUCCAAAGACACCUCUGUUCCAAGUGAUAUAUGCUCAGAACAGCUUCCAGCAACACCAUGUAUAGUAGUGUGUGGAGAGAACCCACUGACAGCCAGUGUGUACAUGGUAGCAGUAGACCAGAUGAUUGUAAAUGACCAUCUCUUGAGUUUUACAGAAGCCCUGUAUCUGAUGUUCUCUCUUUACUAUAUAUUGAACAUCAGUUACCCUGUAGAACUGGGAGCCACACUAGAAUUCUUGCAAAGGUGCAUCUUUAGGAUAAAUCCUCAUAAAGGUACCAAGGUGGAAAAGAGAGAGAAAAAGAGAGCGUACUCUGUCAACCCCAGAGUAUUGAGUCUGACAUCAAAAAUUGCUGCAUUUGAUUGGGGAGAGUAACAGAUGUGGUCUUUCAGAAGAUUGACAUUUCGCUGAAGAACAGGACAGACCGACUUUUUGUACUUCAGUGCAGCGCUUUGUUGCUUAAAUCAUUUUUAUUACCUUGUGACGUGAUUAGGAUUUAGUUUAUAUUUAUUUAUUUGAUUGGGACAGUGCAUGUUAAUGAACAAACAUGGAAUACAUGCAUGUAAACAUGCUGGAUUGUAGCCAAAGGCUAAUUUCCAUCCGUAGUCCCACGGCUAAAAUCACACGGGUCACAAAACAUUACAUAAUAAAAUUUACAUCUACAGUUAGUACAUCGUUUAUCAAUAAAUUAGCUAAAGCCCCGUAUACAAUAUUCACCUAAUACUUGAAAAUUCAUUCAACUUCAAAAUUAUCAGAAUCCAGGCCCAGUGUUUUUGUUUCUUUUAAACUGAACACAUUUGUGUUCUGAAACAUGCUUUAUCCAUUUUCUCCAUGUGACAUGUUCAGGAUUAUCAGAAUUAAUGUCGAUUUUUUUUUUUUUUUAAUUGAACAAAUUUGUUUUCUAAAACAUGACUUUUGCUGGGAAGUGUUUUUCCAUUGUUUGAUCUUGAAGGUUUGCUAUAUAAUAAAAAGCUGAAGUUGUUUACA
Carassius auratus (goldfish) is the source of this 1931-nucleotide messenger RNA. RefSeq lists its product as uncharacterized. Bases 330 to 1319 code for a protein of 329 amino acids. NCBI's taxonomy places the organism in Eukaryota, Metazoa, Chordata, Actinopteri, Cypriniformes, Cyprinidae. The transcript has 5 exons. The record is from RefSeq and is a predicted model, not a curated record.